Amphiprion ocellaris (clown anemonefish) is the source of this 1806-nucleotide messenger RNA. It is a transcript of the gene mos, whose product is annotated as v-mos Moloney murine sarcoma viral oncogene homolog. The transcript has a single exon. The coding region runs from base 168 to 1166 and encodes 332 amino acids. Gene Ontology annotation, biological process: negative regulation of metaphase/anaphase transition of meiotic cell cycle; positive regulation of MAPK cascade; protein phosphorylation. The record is from RefSeq and is a predicted model, not a curated record. Gene Ontology annotation, cellular component: cytoplasm. Gene Ontology annotation, molecular function: ATP binding; protein kinase activity. Lineage: Eukaryota; Metazoa; Chordata; Actinopteri; Pomacentridae.
CUGCGGUGAACCCGUUGAACCCGAACAGUACAUCCUCCACAACACGGAGUGGCGGUGUGGCUCUGCGUGGACCACAGCGUGGAUCCUGCAGAGAUCAGGAGCUGUGAAAAACCUUGAGUCUGCCCAGCUGUUGUUCAGUCAGUAGCACAAGUCCUCCACCAUCCACCAUGCCUUCUCCCAUCCCCAUAACCCGCCUGCUGCCCAAAGACAUUUACCCCUCCGUGGACGUGGGGACGUGCAGCAGCCCACUGACCAAAUCCUCGGGCUCCACCUUACAGGUUCCAGCUCAGCGGCUCUACGACAAAGUGUCCGCCGUGAUCCACUGGGAGCAGCUGCGCUCCGUGCAGCCCGUGGGCUCCGGAGGGUUCGGAUCCGUCUACAAGGCGGAGUAUUUCGGGGAGACCGUUGCGCUGAAGAAAGCCAAGAAGUGCACCAAGAACAAGCUGGCCUCCUGGCAGAGCUUCUGGGCCGAACUGAACGCAGCACACCUGCGCCACGCAAACAUCGUGCGCGUCAUUGCGGCCACCACCUGCGUAGCCGAGGUUUUUGGAGACGAGAACAGCAUCGGAACGAUACUGAUGGAGUUCGUGGGGAGCAGAAACCUGCAGCAGAUCAUUUAUGAAGGCGCGGAGCUGCUGGAGGAGGACAGGAGCUUCAGGUACUCCUCAGACAUCCUGGAAGGUUUGGCUUUUCUUCACUCCCAGCGCAUCGUGCACCUGGACAUAAAACCUGCCAACGUGCUGGUGUCCAGUGAGGACGUCUGCAAAAUCGCCGACUUCGGCUGUUCUCUGAAACUGGACCAUGGACAUGAAGUGAGCUCCAGCAGCCCACGCCCGAGCCACGUCUGCGGGACGUACACGCACCGAGCCCCGGAGCUGCUGAAGGGCGAGGCGGUGUCUCCUAAAGCGGACAUCUUCUCUUUCGGCAUCACGCUGUGGCAGCUGCUGACCAGAGAGCCUCCGUACAGCGGCGACAGGCAGCACGUCCUCUACGCCGUUGUGGCGCAUAAUCUGCGGCCGUGCCUCCAGCAGCACCGGGUGUUCCGCUCAGAGAGAGGCCGGCUGUGUGGCGCUCUGCUGGGCCGCUGCUGGGACGGGGAGGCCGGCUGCAGACCCUCCGCCCCGGAGCUGCUGCCUCACCUGCAGCAGCUGCGAUCCCUGGUCUGAUCCUCAUCCCCUCUCUGAUGGGGUUCAGGAAGCUUUUAGCAUCAUUUUAUCGGGUGGUCCUCUGCAGUGCUCAUAAGUAUGGGACUGCUCAUUAGUUUGUUACACCAGAUCAGUCCAGAUGUGAACAUGAAGUGUGUCCAUAAUCAGGAUGUGCCUUUCAAAUCCGCGUUUGACUGUGAAACAUUCUUCAGUUUAAUUGUGUGUAGACUGAGCUGUGUUUUCUGAGCAGAGAGGUGCAGUCUGCAGUUUGGUGAAGUCUCCUGAAACCAGUGAGCCAGUCUACCUGAAGACUAUAAGGUGUUUGUUCUUUUCCCACUGCAGGUUGACUUGUUAGAGUUUGUGCUGCUCUCUAAUGGACACAUCCUCCUGCAGUAUGAACUAAGUUGUUUGACGUGUUAUAAUAUUGGUUAUUGUGUACAAUUUGUCACAUCCACUGUUUAUUUAUGGCUCCUGGAAGCCAACUUAUCCAAGCUUUUUAAUCUUCUGUUAAUUUGCCAAGUCAACAACAGUCAGAGUUUUAUUCAUCCUUCUUUAAACUGUGAAACAAAUUGAGUUGUAAAGGGAGUUUUAUUCCCUGCAGCUAGAUUGCACUAUGAGAUGAGGUAUGAUGAAUUUUCAUUAAAAUUAAUUUUAUAUUGUA